Neogale vison (American mink) is the source of this 2499-nucleotide messenger RNA. RefSeq names its product t-SNARE domain containing 1 (gene TSNARE1). Bases 84 to 1679 code for a protein of 531 amino acids. Gene Ontology annotation, biological process: vesicle-mediated transport. Gene Ontology annotation, cellular component: membrane; nucleus. The record is from RefSeq and is a predicted model, not a curated record. Lineage: Eukaryota; Metazoa; Chordata; Mammalia; Carnivora; Mustelidae. The transcript is spliced from 11 exons.
GGCGCUCCGUGGGCGCCGUCCGGCGUGGCGCGGCAGCCGCGCGUGGCUCAGCUCUGCGGGAAGGCCCUGCUCUCGGUGACAAGAUGUCCUACGGAUCCGUCGCUGGCAGUGGUGGCCCGGGGAGCCCUUUCGGGGGACCCUCCAGACAAGGCUAUCAACCCCUAGAGUGCGCUCAAUGUUGGACCGAGUACGGGAUCCGCCAUUUCCCCUGCCCGUCGCCAGAGAGCAGCCCGCAGGACCCCUGUGUGGGCGAGGAUGGGGAAGGUGAUCUGGGGUCGGCGGGCACGCCCAGAGGCCCAAGGGCCAGGAAGCGAGGGCCAGGGGUCACCCCUGACGGCAGUGGGACGCCGGAGCUGCCCUCACCACCCGCGGCUGGCCCGAGGAAGGACUCCGCCGGCAGCUUCCACAGCCGGCUGGCGGGGCCCAGUGCCGCGCGGGCUAAGAAGAGGAAGCCCAACUUCUGCCCGCAGGAGACGGAGGUCCUGGUGUCCAAGGUCAGCAAGCACCACCAGCUGCUGUUUGGCUCGGGGCUGCUGAAGGCCGAGCCGGCCCGCCGGUACCGCGUGUGGAGCCGCAUCCUGCAGGCCGUGAACGCGCUGGGCUACUGCCGCCGCGACCUUGUGGACCUCAAGCACAAGUGGCGGGACCUGCGUGCCGUCGUGCGGCGCAAGCUGGCUGACCUCCGGCGGGCGGCCGUCGGCCCUGGGGGGCCCCAGGCCCUGGCCCUCACACCCGUGGAGCAGGCGGUGGCCAAGACCUUCUCCUGCCAGGCCCUGUGCCUUGAGGACUUCCGCCCAGAGCCGCCCCGAGCUGCCCAGGUGGACCCAGGUGAGCUCCAGGAGCUGUUCCAGCAGACGUCGGCCAGCGUCUUCCGAAUCAACUCCCACGUGACCUCCUUGGAGCAGAGUCUCCGGUCCCUGGGGACGCCGAAUGACACGCAGGAGCUGAGGGAGAGCCUGCACGUGACGCAGCAGGAGGCGAACAAGAGCAUCGCGGCCGGCGCUGGCACCGUGAGGCAGAUGACGGAGCUCCUGCGGGGCUGCUCCCGGCAGGAGUGCCUCCAGCUGGACCGUCUGAAGACUCAGCUGUCCGACGCCGUGCAGCGCUACGGCGGGGUGCAGCAGAAAAUCGCCGAGAAGUCCCGAGCCCUGCUUCCCACGGCACAGCGGGUCAGCCAGCAGCAGAGUCCCCGGGCCCCUUUUGCUGAGCUGCCUGAUGAUGAAAAGCUCUUUAACGGGACUGAUGGCGUGUGGCAGGGCCAGGAGCAGGCGAUCCUUCCGGAGAUCACGGAGGAGGACCUGGAGGCCAUCCGGCUGCGUGAGGAAGCCGUCCUGCGGAUGCAGCGGACGAGGACGAUGACGCCCCCAGCGGCCUGUGGCUACCCCUGCGGACCCUGGAGGGGCCGAGCCUGCCGGAACCUGAGCCCUUGGACCGACGAGGGACGAUCCCCGCGCCUACGUCCUCGCCCUCCCUGCCGGCCUCUCCGGCCUCCCCAGCUUCCGUGCCCCCUGCGGCUGUGUUCCCAGGGGCCCUCGGGCCCUCCCCACCCCACACCGCGCCACCCCCACCCCCAGGGAGGCCUGCGGGGGAGGCCUCUGAGUUUGAGCAGCGGCUGCUGGACUCGCAGCGGCGACAGGGGGCCCUGCUGUCCCACUGGUCCCAGCAGCAGACCGUGCUGAUGGCCCAGCAGAACCGGCUGCUGCAGAGGCUGGCGGAGCAGAACCAGCGGCUGGCCGACGGCAUGGAGGCCCUCAACCGCACCCUCGAGAAGCUGGUGGAGGCCUGCCCUGUGCCGGGAGCCUCGCCCCCCGUCAGGGACGGCACCCCUGCUGGCGGAGCGGCCCGCGGGCCCAGCGGAGGCUCCCGGGGCAGCCCUCAGCGCCCCCACCCGGGCCUGGAGGUCUUCUCAGGGAUGAUCCUGAAGGUGGAGGAGGAGGUCUGACCCCCGAGGGCGGCACACAGCAGGGACUCCAGCCCUUCUGGGAGGUGGGCUUGGGGGCAGCUGGAUGUAGCUGGGCCUCCACGGAGCCAGCGAGGACGAAGGACACCUUCAUGGGCGUUGUCUGUGGGGCUCAGUGAUGUGCAGGGAAAGGCUCUGGGGCCGGCCCGUGGGUCCUGGGCAGACGUGUACUCAGGGACCUUCUGGCUGGAGGAGGCAGAGGGGCGGGGCCGAGCCCAGCCCCCACUCCCGUCCCGCGCUCUCACCGGCUGGGCUGUGUGCCUUGGAGGACAGCCGCAGGGGUCCAGCGUCCCCCGACCUGGAUAGCCCCCCUGCAAGCCUCCUCCUCCUCCUGCUUGUACGGGCUCUGUGGGCCGCGCUCCGACGCUUUCCACGAUCCUGCCAAGGGAACCACGUCUUGCGGGCCUGCUGUCAUUUCUCCCAGUUUUAGAUCUGUGGUGUGAUAGACACACGGACACGUAUGUGGGACUUGGUACUGUAUGGGGUGGGAUGCUGUUUUGUACCUACUGAUUUUCUCGCAAAGAAGUUAUUUUUCUUAC